AUGGCCGACCAACCGAUCUAUCAGGCCAGUACGACUGCUCCAGUCAACAUCGCAGUCGUCAAAUAUUGGGGAAAACGCGAUCCAAAGCUCAACCUCCCUACCAACUCUUCGAUCUCCGUAACUCUCUCCCAAGCUGACCUGCGUACACAUACAACAGCAGCUUGCUCGGCCUCCUUUGGCCCAGGAGACAGCCUUCUCUUGAAUACCUCCCCACAAGACGUUUCAGGAGCUCGAACACAAGCCUGUUUCCGCGAAUUGCGCUCUCUGCGCUCCGAACUCGAAGCUUCGUCUCCUUCUCUCCCAAAACUCGCUGCUCUCCCGCUACGAAUAGUAUCUGAGAAUAACUUCCCUACCGCUGCUGGACUUGCGUCUUCUGCUGCUGGGUUCGCUGCCCUCGUGCGCGCGAUUGCGAAUCUGUAUGAGUUGAAAUCGACGCCUACAGAACUAUCACGGAUCGCGAGACAAGGAAGCGGAAGUGCGUGUCGAUCGCUUUUUGGUGGCUAUGUAGCAUGGCAGAUGGGCGAGAAGGAUGACGGAUCGGACAGUUUAGCCGUAGAGAUCGCACCAGCAUCCCACUGGCCCACCAUGCGCGCCCUGAUCCUCGUCGUAUCGGCAGAGAAGAAAGACGUGAGCAGUACAGCGGGUAUGCAAAUUACAGUCGCAACAUCAAAGUACUUCAAGACGAGGGCGCAGGAGGUAGUGCCCGAGGCUAUGAUUUUGAUGGAAAAGGCUAUCAAGGAGAAGAACUUCCAGAGCUUUGGCGAGGUUACCAUGGCGGAGAGUAACAGCUUCCAUGCCUCUUGCUUGGAUACCAGACCGCCGAUUUUCUACCUCAAUGAUGUUAGUCGGGCUGCUAUCACGGCUGUAAACAGCAUCAACAAGAAGGCGGGCAGGAUCAUUGCUGCGUACACGUUCGAUGCUGGACCAAAUGCUGUUAUAUACUACGAAGACGAAAAUACGGAUGCGGUGGCGGGUGUACUGAAGGGUGCAUUGGGCAACUUAGACGGAUGGGAAGACAAAGAUGUCAAGGUCCAGGAUUACAGUUAUGUUGAUACCAGAGCAAUAUCGGUGCUGAAGGGUGGUUUGAGCAGAGUCAUUCUGACUUCUGUUGGUGAGGGCCCCAUCAGGACGGAGGAGAGUCUGAUUGCAGCGAACGGCGAACCGGUGAGGAAGUGA
Molecule: messenger RNA, 1176 nt
Organism: Drepanopeziza brunnea f. sp. 'multigermtubi' MB_m1
Lineage: Eukaryota; Fungi; Ascomycota; Leotiomycetes; Helotiales; Drepanopezizaceae
Biological process (GO): isopentenyl diphosphate biosynthetic process, mevalonate pathway
Cellular component (GO): cytosol
Molecular function (GO): ATP binding; diphosphomevalonate decarboxylase activity
Source: RefSeq, a predicted model, not a curated record